This is a messenger RNA of Aspergillus calidoustus, 1845 nucleotides long. NCBI's taxonomy places the organism in Eukaryota, Fungi, Ascomycota, Eurotiomycetes, Eurotiales, Aspergillaceae. The record is from the annotation of a GenBank genome assembly.
AUGGUGUCCGCCUCCAAAGCCGCCCGUAUGGCCAAGCGCGCCGCCGAUGGCGAAGGCAAGAAGAAGGCCGGCAAGUCGUCAAAAAACGACACCCCCGUCGACUCUGACGUUGGCGAGGACCAGCCUGCCACCACCGACGCCAAGAUGAAGCAGGUCGAGAAGCUCACAGCACAGAUGGACAAGCACGGCCUGUCGGAUCGUGUCACCACCGGUGUGCUCUCGUCGAUGGCCUCGUCUCGCGACGUCAAGAUCACCUCCGCCUCGCUCGUGUUCCACGGCAAGGUCCUCAUCACCGACUCCACCCUCGAACUCAACUUCGGUCGCCGCUACGGUCUGCUCGGCGAGAACGGUUGCGGAAAGUCUACGCUGCUCAAAGCCAUCGAUGCCCGCGAGUUCCCCAUCCCCGAGCACAUUGAUAUCUACCUUCUCAACGAGGGUGCCCCUCCUAGCGACCUCGGUGCGCUCGAGUGGGUUGUUACUGAGGCUCAGAACCAGCUUGACCGUAUGGAGAAGCAGGCUGAGGAGAUUCUGGAGCAGGAGGGCCCCGACAGCCCGAUUCUCGAGGAUCUGUACGAUCGUAUGGACAAAAUGGACCCCUCCACCUUCCACACCCGUGCCUCUCUCAUUUUGACCGGUCUCGGUUUCAACAAGACGACAAUUCACAAGAAGACCAAGGACAUGUCGGGUGGUUGGCGUAUGCGUGUCGCCCUCGCCAAGGCUCUGUUCGUCAAGCCCUCGCUGCUGCUGCUCGACGACCCCACUGCUCACUUGGAUCUCGAGGCGUGCGUGUGGCUGGAAGAAUACCUCAAGAAGUGGGAACGUACUCUUGUCCUGGUUUCUCACUCUCAGGAUUUCCUCAACGGUGUCUGCACAAACAUGCUCGACAUGCGCAUGAAGCAGCUCCUCUACUACGGUGGUAACUACGACUCGUACCACAAGACCCGUGCCGAACAAGAGACCAACCAGAUGAAGGCGUACCACAAGCAGCAGGAAGAAAUUGCUCACAUCAAGAAGUUCAUCGCCUCUGCUGGUACCUACGCCAACUUGGUGCGUCAGGCCAAGUCCCGUCAGAAGAUCCUCGACAAGAUGGAGGCCGACGGCUUCAUCCAGCCUGUCAUCCCCGACCGCGUUUUCAGCUUCCGCUUUGCCGAUGUUGAGAAGCUCCCCCCUCCCGUCCUUUCCUUCGAUGACGUUUCCUUCUCUUACUCUGGUGAGUGGGCGGAUACUCUCUACGAGCACCUCGACUUUGGUGUCGACAUGGACUCCCGAACUGCCCUUGUCGGCCCCAACGGUGUCGGCAAGUCCACUCUCCUGCGCCUGAUGACCGGCAAGCUCUCGCCCAUCGGUGGCCGUGUCAGCCGUCACACCCACUUGAAGCUCGGCAUGUACAGCCAGCACUCUGCCGAACAGCUCGAUCUCACCAAGUCCGCCCUCGAGUUCGUCCGCGACAAGUUCCCGGAGCAGUCUCAGGACUUCCAGUACUGGCGCCAGCAGCUCGGUCGCUACGGUCUCUCUGGAGAGUCCCAGACCGCGCUCAUGGGCACCCUAUCCGAAGGUCAGAAGAGUCGUAUCGUGUUCGCCCUGCUCGCCAUCGAGUCGCCCAACAUGAUCCUGCUCGACGAGCCUACCAACGGUCUCGAUAUCCCCACAAUUGACAGUCUGGCUGAUGCCAUCAACGCCUUCAGCGGUGGUGUCGUCGUCGUGUCUCACGAUUUCCGUCUCCUCGACAAGAUUGCCAAGGACAUCAUGGUCUGCGAACACAAGACCGUCCGCCGCUGGGAUGGCUCAAUCGGUGCCUACAAGGACCACUUGCGCAAGAAGAUGAUUUCCGAGGGUGCCGUCUAA